Molecule: messenger RNA, 3044 nt
Organism: Helobdella robusta
Lineage: Eukaryota; Metazoa; Annelida; Clitellata; Rhynchobdellida; Glossiphoniidae
Exons: 22
Coding region: 1-2658 (885 amino acids)
Biological process (GO): muscle cell development; actin cytoskeleton organization
Cellular component (GO): cortical actin cytoskeleton; cell projection; plasma membrane
Molecular function (GO): calcium ion binding; actin filament binding
Source: RefSeq, a predicted model, not a curated record
AUGUCGAGCCAGCAGCAGCAGCCGGAACAUUCGAGAGAACAGGAGGAUGAGUGGGAGAGGGAGGCAGUCCUCGAUCCGCUCUGGGAGAAACAGCAGAAGAAGACGUUCACAGCAUGGUGCAACUCCCACCUUCGCAAAGCGAAGACCUCCAUCGAGAACAUCGAGGAAGACUUCAAGGACGGAUUGAAGUUGAUGCUGCUGCUGGAAGUCAUUUCGGGUGAACAACUCGGCAAGCCGGAUAAGGGAAAGAUGCGCUUCCACAAAAUCGCCAACGUGAACAAGGCCCUGCAUUUCAUCAUGAGCAAGGGAGUGAAGCUGGUCUCCAUCGGCGCAGAAGAAAUUGUGGAUGGGAAUUUGAAGAUGACUCUUGGAAUGAUAUGGACGAUCAUUUUACGAUUUGCAAUUCAGGACAUUUCAGUUGAAGAGAUGACCGCCAAGGAAGGCCUGCUUCUCUGGUGCAAACGCAAGACGAGUCCUUACAAGAAUGUCAACGUGCAGAACUUUCACAUGAGUUUCAAAGACGGACUGGCCUUCUGCGCUCUCAUUCACCGUCACAGACCUGACCUCAUUGAUUACAACAAGCUGUCCAAGGACAACCCACUGGCCAACCUAAACCUGGCUUUUGAUGUCGCUGAAAAACAUUUGGAUAUUCCAAGAAUGUUGGAUGCCGAGGGUUUACCAGACGAAAGGUCAGUGAUGGCCUACGUCUCCUCCUACUACCACGCCUUCUCGGGGGCCCAGCAGGCUGAAACGGCUGCAAACAGGAUCAUGAAAGUGUUGAAAGCAAAUCGCGACAACGAGAAUCUCAUGGAAGAAUAUGAACGAUUGGCCAGUGAUCUGUUGAAGUGGAUCAAAGCCACAAAACCCUGGUUGGAAGACAGAACCCCCUCAAAGUCCAUCUCAGCUGCUCGAGAAAACGUCGAAAGAUUUCGAGAUUACAGAGCCGAUAAGAAGCCUGAGAAAUUAAAAGAAAAGGCAAAAUUGGAGACAAGUUUCAGCAGCCUGCAGACGAGGUUGAGACUGAGCAACCGACCUCCAUACCUUCCUUCCGAGGGAAAACUUAUUGGAGACAUAAAUACUGCAUGGACCGGACUCGAAAAUGCUGAGAAGGGAUAUGAAGAAUGGUUGCUACAGGAAUUGCAAAGGUUGGAAAAAUUGGAUUACCUGGCAAAGAAGUUUCGACACAAAUGUGAACUGCACGAUGCCUGGUCGGCAGGGAAGAUGGACCAGCUGCAACCUGAAAACCUCUUCCAGUACAGACUCGAUGAGAUCAAGGCCAAACAGAAACGGCAUGAAGCGCUGGAGAACGAUUUGAUGGCUCACGAGGAGAGGAUGAAAGAAAUUAAUGACAUCGCAACAGAACUUGCCAUCUUGGGGUACCACGACAUGGCAUCCAUCAACUCCCGACAUCAGCAGGUCCAAUGUGAGUGGAAUCAACUACAAAAUCAAGCUAAAACAAAGAAAACGUCACUUCAAGAAGUUGAAACUGAAUUGGAGAGGAUUGAUCAACUUUAUUUGGAUUUUGCUAAAAAAUCAAGUAUUUUUGGAAACUGGUUGGCGUCGACGAGUGAUGACCUCCAGGAUUUGUUCCAAGUUCAUUCCGUCAAUGAAAUCCAAUUGCUGAUUGAAGCCCACGAGAGCUUCAAGAAAUCUCUGCCAGAUGCUGACCAGGAAUGCCAGAACAUCGUCUCUACUGAGAAGCAGAUCAAAAAUCUGUGCGAGAAGCAUGCUGUUGUCUUCUGUUCAAUCAAUCCAUACUCACCUGUCAAUGCUCAGAUUAUAACAGAAAGGUGGCGGGCUUUGAUGCAGUUGGUUCCAGAGCGAGACAGGAAACUGCAGGAGGAACUGACCAGGCAGAUGCACAAUGAGGACUUGAGAAAAAAAUUUGCUGCUAAGGCCAACGUUGUAGGACAGUGGAUUGAUCAGCAUUACGACUACAUUGGCAAUGUUGUCGGUUCCAAAGGAACGUUAGAAGAUCAUCUUGCCAAGCUGAAAAGUCUGGACAAAGAAGUGAUUGAUUACACGAAGAACAUAACUGAACUGCAAUUGUACAGCAAAUCUUUACAAGAAGCUCUUAUAUUUGACAAUUCCUAUUCAUCGUACACUAUGGAGACAUUGAACGUUAAGUGGGAACAACUGCAGACGUCACUUUCGUGGAACAUCAACGAACUUGAAAAUCAGAUUCUAACGAGAGACUCAAAAGGCAUCAGUUCCCAGCAGUUGGAAGAGUACAGAAAAUCAUUCCAACAUUUCGACAAGAGUAAGAACAGAAAGCUGGAUGCCAACGAGUUUAGAGCCUGUCUCAUUUCUAUCGGCUACAAAUUGCUGGACAACAAACAGGGUGAUACAGAGUUCCAGAAGAUAAUGUCCGAAGUGGAUCCCAACAGAUUGGGCUACGUUACGUUCGAUGCAUUCCUUGAUUUCAUGUCCAAGGAAUCGCUCGAUGUCGAAACUUCCGAGCAACUCAUUCAGUCCUUUAAAAUACUCGCCAACGACAAGCCAUACCUGACCGAAGAGACGUUGCGUCACGAGCUCAUUCCCGAAUAUGCAGAUUACUGCAUAGCCAGAAUGUCGAGAUACACUGGAAAGGAUGCGCCAGCCAACGCACUCGACUACACAACAUUUGCCAAUCUGAUGUACGGAGAAUCAGACUUGUAGUUUGGCACAUCCCGUUCAUUUGAAGAAAAUUUGUUUCAACUUUCUGUUUAGUGUCCAAUUAUUAUAACAUAAAUUUGUUAAAGCUUGUAAUGAUAAAUAUUUUUAUAUCGUUAGUGACGCUACUUUUAGUGUUGUCUUACGUACAUGAAUCUCACUGCGUUGAACUUUUGCAGUUUUUAAUUAAACAAAAGUGUCGAGAAAUAAUUUUUGGUUUGUUGAUUUUAUUGAGAACAUUAAAAUACAUUAUUAAGAAAGAGAAUAAAUUUACAUUUUCUUCUCGUUUUAUCACAAAAACAUUUGCGAAUUCAAUUCUAUGAUAUUAUAAUUAACGUACAAAAGUGGUUUAAAUGGCUGUUUGAUGACGAGUUUAUUAACAUUAAAACGUU